AUGGAGCGCGCCGCGCAAGGCCGCGCGGGCAGCGCGCUGUUCGCGGGCUUCCGGGCCUUGGGGCUGUUCAGCAGCGACAUUCCACACGUGGUGCGCUACAGCGCCCUGAAGCGCCGCUUCUGCGUGACGACCUGCGUGGGCAAGAGCUUCCACACGUACGACGUUCAGAAACUUAGUCUGGUUGCAGUAAGUAAUUCUGUCCCACAAGAUAUCUGCUGUAUGGCUGCUGAUGGGAGGCUAGUCUUUGCCGCGUAUGGGAAUGUUUUCUCUGCAUUUGCCCGUAAUAAAGAGGUAGUGCAUACCUUUAAAGGUCAUAAGGCAGAAAUCCAUCUUUUGCAACCCUUUGGGGAUCACAUUAUAUCUAUUGACACUGACAGCAUUCUUAUUAUUUGGCACAUAUAUUCAGAAGAGGAAUAUCUGCGGUUGACUUUUGAUAAGUCAGUUUUUAAAAUUUCUACAAUUUUGCAUCCAAGUACCUACUUGAAUAAAGUACUUCUGGGUAGUGAACAAGGAAGUCUGCAGUUAUGGAAUGUAAAAUCCAAUAAGCUUCUAUAUACGUUUCCAGGGUGGAAAGUUGGAGUGACAGCUCUUCAACAGGCACCCGCAUUGGAUGUUGUUGCUGUUGGUCUUAUGUCAGGUCAGGUUAUCAUUCAUAACAUUAAGUUUGAUGAAACAUUGAUGAAGUUUCGUCAGGACUGGGGACCAAUUACUUCCAUUUCAUUUCGCACAGAUGGUCAUCCCAUAAUGGCAGCUGGAAGCCCAUGUGGCCAUAUUGGACUCUGGGAUCUGGAAGACAAAAAAUUAAUCAAUCAGAUGAGAAAUGCACACUCCACAGCAAUUGCCGGGCUGACUUUUCUUCAUAGAGAACCUCUUCUUGUUACAAAUGGCGCUGACAAUGCUCUCAGGAUAUGGAUAUUUGAUGGUCCUACAGGUGAAGGACGUUUGCUACGAUUCAGAAUGGGACAUAGUGCUUCUCUUACCAGCAUCAGAUAUUAUGGACAAAAUGGACAACAAAUUUUAAGUGCAAGUCAAGAUGGAACUCUUCAGUCAUUUUCUACAGUACAUGAAAAAUUCAACAAGAGCUUGGGGCAUGGAUUAAUAAAUAAGAAGAGAGUUAAACGAAAAGGGCUUCAAAAUACCAUGUCAGUGAGGCUUCCACCUAUCACAAGGUUUGCAGCUGAGGAAGCCCGUGAAAGUGACUGGGAUGGUAUUAUUGCUUGCCAUCAAGGUAAGCUAUCAUGCUCAACCUGGAAUUAUCAGAAAUCUACAAUAGGCGCCUACUUUCUUAAGCCUAAAGGAAUGAAGACAGAUGACAUCACUGCAACAGCAGUGGAUAUAACUUCUUGUGGGAACUUUGCAGUCAUAGGCCUAUCAUCGGGAACUGUAGAUGUUUAUAACAUGCAAUCUGGUAUUCAUCGAGGAAGUUUUGGCAAAGAUCAAGCUCAUACGGGAUCUGUUCGAGGUGUUGCAGUGGAUGGAUUAAACCAACUGACAAUUACAGCUGGUAGUGAACAAUUGCUCAAAUUUUGGAACUUUAAAAGCAAAGUUUUAAUCCAUUCCAUGAGCCUUGAUUCAUCUCCAAAUAUGAUGCUGCUACAUAGGGACAGUGGCUUUCUGGGACUUGCCUUGGAUGAUUUCUCCAUUAAAGUUCUGGACAUCGAAACUAGGAAGAUUGUCAGAGAAUUUUCUGGACACCAAGGCCAAAUCAAUGAUAUGGCUUUCAGUCCUGAUGGGCGUUGGCUGAUAAGUGCUGCAAUGGAUUGUUCUAUUAGGACUUGGGACCUUCCAUCUGGGUGCCUUAUAGACUGCUUUUUGUUGGAUUCAGCCCCUCUCAAUGUGACUAUGUCCCCAACGGGAGACUUUUUAGCAACUUCCCAUGUAGACCACCUUGGAAUUUAUCUAUGGUCCAAUAUUUCCCUCUAUUCAGUUGUCUCAUUACGGCCACUUCCUACAGAUUAUGUUCCUUCAGUGGUGAUGCUUCCUGGUACUUGUCAAAGCCAAGAUAUAGAAGUAUCAGAAGAACAGCUUGAGCCAUGUGAUGAAAUGGUAGAGUAUGAGUCACCAGAGCAGCUGAAUGCACACUUGGUGACUCUGUCACUUCUGCCUGAAUCACGCUGGAAAAACCUUCUUAAUCUUGAUGUCAUUAAGAAAAAAAAUAAACCAAAAGAACCACCCAAAGUACCUAAAUCAGCACCAUUUUUUAUUCCAACGGUUCCUGGACUUGUACCUAGAUUUGCUGUACCUGAGCAAAACAAUGAUCCCCAGCAGUCUAAAGUGGUAAAUCUUGGGAUUUUGGCUCAAAAAUCAAAUUUCUACCUGAAACUUGAAGAAGGACUGGAAAAUAAUAAGUAUGAAGCUGCUCUUAACCUGCUGAAAGAAUUAGGCCCAUCAGGAAUUGAAACAGAGCUUCGAAACCUGUCUCCUGAUGGUGGCGGAUCUAUAGAGGUCAUGCAAAGUUUUUUGAAAAUGAUUGGGAUAAUGAUGGACAGAAAGCGUGAUUUUGAGUUAGCCCAGGCAUAUCUUGCAUUAUUUCUUAAGUUACACCUCAAAAUGCUUCCUUCAGAGCCAAUACUUUUAGAAGAAAUGACAAAAUUAUCAUCACAAGUGGAAGAAAACUGGAUUCAUUUACAGUCACUCUUCAAUCAAAGCAUGUGUGUUUUAAAUUAUAUUAAAAGUGCUUUAUUGUAAAAAUAA
Molecule: messenger RNA, 2694 nt
Organism: Jaculus jaculus (lesser Egyptian jerboa)
Lineage: Eukaryota; Metazoa; Chordata; Mammalia; Rodentia; Dipodidae
Gene: Wdr36
Product: WD repeat domain 36
Exons: 23
Coding region: 1-2688 (895 amino acids)
Biological process (GO): rRNA processing
Cellular component (GO): Pwp2p-containing subcomplex of 90S preribosome; small-subunit processome
Molecular function (GO): protein binding
Source: RefSeq, a predicted model, not a curated record